GGAAGCUAUUACUGCACUUGCCUGACAGGAUAUAGCCCUUCUAAUAGCAUGGCCAUAUUCAUCCCCAAUGAUGGCACCCACUGUCAGGGUAUGUUACAGCCCUUCUAAUAGCAUGGCCAUAUUCAUCCCCAAUGAUGGCACCCACUGUCAGGGUAUGUUACAGCCCUUCUAAUAGCAUGGCCAUAUUCAUCCCCAAUGAUGGCACCCACUGUCAGGGUACGUUACAGCCCUUCUAAUAGCAUGGCCAUAUUCAUCCCCAAUGAUGGCACCCACUGUCCGGGUAUGUUACAGCCCUUCUAAUAGCAUGGCCAUAUUUAUACCCAAUGAUGGCACCCACUGUCAGGGUAUGUUACAGCCCUUCUAAUAGCAUGGCCAUAUUCAUCCCCAAUGAUGGCACCCACUGUCAGGGUAUGUUACAGCCCUUCUAAUAGCAUGGCCAUAUUCAUCCCCAAUGAUGGCACCCACUGUCAGGGUACGUUACAGCCCUUCUAAUAGCAUGGCCAUAUUCAUCCCCAAUGAUGGCACCCACUGUCCGGGUAUGUUACAGCCCUUCUAAUAGCAUGGCCAUAUUCAUACCCAAUGAUGGCACCCACUGUCAGGGUAUGUUACAGCCCUUCUAAUAGCAUGGCCAUAUUCAUCCCCAAUGAUGGCACCCACUGUCAGGGUAUGUUACAGCCCUUCAAAUAGCAUGGCCAUAUUCAUCCCCAAUGAUGGCACCCACUCUCAGGGUAUGUUACAGCCCUUCUAAUAGCAUGGCCAUAUUCAUCCCCAAUGAUGGCACCCACUGUCAGGACAUUGAUGAGUGUAGGAUACAAGGCAUUUGUGGUGAGGGGGGUCAGUGUACGAACAUCCCAGGGAAUUUUCACUGCCACUGCCAAGUAGGAUACCGGGUUCAAAAUGGAGCUGAGCCCUUCCACCCUCACCAGGAUCAGGCCGUGUGCAAAGCCAUUGAUUGUGGGCAGCCACCCUUGGCUGAGAAUGCAGUCAGGCUGUCAGCCACAGGAACACGAUAUGGUAGCAUAGCUAAGUUUGCCUGCGCUGAGGGAUUCCUCAGGAACAGUGGGGACAACUUUGCCAUUUGUGGGACAGAAGGUGUGUGGAAGGGCCCAAGUCUUCUUUGUGAAGAGGUUGACUGUGGUUCUCCUCCUGCCCUCCCUCACUCUGUAAUGUUCUGGGAUCAGAGAACCAAUAUGGGUUCUGAGGUGUUUUAUCAGUGUAACUUUGGAUAUAAGAAUGUGGGAGAGGGGAAUGUAUCACAUUGUAAUGCUGAUGGACAGUGGGACAAGUCAGCUUUACUAUGUGAAGCCAUAUUGUGUGGUGAUCCCCCUAUACUGCCCCACACUGGACAGGUGUGGAAUGGCAGCACAAACCCAGGCAGCACUGUGCUCUAUUACUGUAAAGAAGGAUUUUAUAGAGCGGGAGGAGGGAAUAUUUCCUACUGUACAGAAUAUGGUUACUGGACAAAUGUAACGUUGUCAUGCAAAGAAAUAACAUGUAGUGAUCCCCCUAUACUGCCCCACACUGGACAGGUGUGGAAUGGCAGCACAAACCCAGGCAGCACUGUGCUUUAUUACUGUAAAGAGGGAUUUUAUAGAGCGGGAGGAGGGAAUAAUUCCUACUGUACAGAAUAUGGUUACUGGACAAAUGCAACGUUGUCAUGCAAAGAAAUAACAUGUGGUGAUCCCUCAAUACUGCCCCACACUGGACAGGUGUGGAAUGGCAGCACAAACCCAGGCAGCACUGUGCUUUAUUACUGUGAAAAGGGAUUUUAUAGAGCGGGAGGAGGGAAUAAUUCCUACUGUACAGAAUAUGGUUACUGGACAAAUGCAACGUUGUCAUGCAAAGAAAUAACAUGUGGUGAUCCCUCAAUACUGCCCCACACUGGACAGGUGUGGAAUGGCAGCACAAACCCAGGCAGCACUGUGCUUUAUUACUGUGAAAAGGGAUUUUAUAGAGCGGGAGGAGGGAAUAAUUCCUACUGUACAGAAUAUGGUUACUGGACAAAUGCAACGUUGUCAUGCAAAGAAAUAACAUGUGGUGAUCCCUCAAUACUGCCCCACACUGGACAGGUGUGGAAUGGCAGCACAAACCCAGGCAGCACUGUGCUUUAUUACUGUAAAGAGGGAUUUUAUAGAGCGGGAGGAGGGAAUAUUUCCUACUGCACAGAAUAUGGUUACUGGACAAAUGCAACAUUAUCAUGUAAAGAAAUAACGUGUGGUAAUCCCCCUAUACUGCCACACACUGGACAGGUGUGGAAUGGCAGCACAAACCCAGGCAGCACUGUGCUUUAUUACUGUAAAGAGGGAUUUUAUAGAGCGGGAGGAGGGAAUAAUUCCUACUGCACAGAAUAUGGUUACUGGACAAAUGCAACAUUGUCAUGCAAAGAGGUUGACUGUGGUUCUCCUCCUGCCCUUCCUCACUCUGUAAUGUUCUGGGAUCAGAGAACCAAUAUGGGUUCUGAGGUGUUUUAUCAGUGUAACUUUGGAUACAAGAAUGUGGGAGAGGGGAAUGUAUCACAUUGUAUGGCGGAUGGAGCAUGGGACCAGAUAACUUUUCUGUGUGAAGAGAUUGACUGUGGGGAGCCGCUGUUUAUACCGAACACUAAGAUGAUAUGGAACCGGACAUCAUUGAUUGGUAGUGUGGUAUAUUACCAGUGUGUUGAAGGAUACUACAACACAAGUGGGAUAAAUUAUACUGAGUGUGGAGAAAAUGGACUUUGGACUGACAUCAAACUUCAAUGUGAAGAGGUGAACUGCGGGCCUCCACUAACCCUUCCACAUGCUAACAUGCAGUGGACAAACAGAACUGGCCUAGGGAGUGUUAUUGAGUAUAUAUGUAAGCAGGGAUUUUACCAAGCGGGUGGAAAUAGUCUCUCAACGUGUACACCAUCAGGACAGUGGGGAAUUGUUUCAAUAAUAUGCAAAGCAAAAUGUGGACCAGUCCCUGCUUUGGCAAAUUCGGAGGUGGUUUGGCAGAACGUAAGUGCUGUGAUGCAUCGCUGUGUGGAGGGUUUCCACAGCUGGAGAGGCAGGAACACGUCUCUGUGUGACAUCCAUGGGAAGUGGCAAUCUGCCACAAUAAGAUGCCGAGAAAUCAAGCCCCCCAUUAGUGACUUGGUUUUUCUAAAUGAAAAAUGCUUGCGUUGGAAAGCAGACAAGUAUGAAGCAGAUGCAGAGAAUUACCAGGUAGAAAUUGUGGGAUUCCGAGCCUAUCAAAGGUCAUUUCAUGACAAGAGGAAGAAGCUCCUCAGGUCAAUUUCAGACCACCCUGAGAUCUGCCUGAACCUUCUGCCUGUUACUAACUACACCUUUAGCAUCACUGCACUAUCUGCCAGGUUUACCUCCACUCUCACAGCCAAAACCAGCCUAAGAGAGCCUCAAGCCCCAGAAAUUGUAUACAGCGAAGUUGAGGCCCCAUUGCCCACAUUGUGGCUACGCAGAUUUCCCAACACCCUGGAUCCAAUUAGUUUCUACCAGGUGUUUGUGUGCCCACUGGACGGGUUCCUUCUCUUUGACUGCAGCUCAACUAGGAACCCAGACUUCUCCAUUCAGAGGAAGUCCCAUGGACUUUACAUAACUGCCCAAGUCCAUCUAAUAGAUGUUUGGAAAAAGAUGAACCUCACUGUAGGCGAUGGACGCUACUAUGGAGGCUUCUACAAUGCUCCUUUACAGAACGGGAGAGACUAUUACAUAAUAUUACGAGCUGUCAGUCACUGGGGAGGGGCUUCCAAGCACUGUUGUUUUAUCUGGGCGAAAGUUAGUGGUACAUCCUACUUAAUGAAGGUUUCAUCACUUUAUGCAGCAGGGUCAAUUGGAGUCGUAGCUUUGGCCAUGUGUCUUGGAUACUGUUACACCUGGUUUUUUAAGAAGACCUGAGAGUUUUUCAGUUGGGCCACUUCGUAUAUAAACUAAUGUCCAACAUAUACCUGUAGUAUUGUAAUUGCGCAAUUAUGUGUUUUGUAUUAAAUUGUUGCUGUUGAUG
Messenger RNA from Esox lucius (northern pike), 3981 nucleotides. RefSeq names its product sushi domain containing 1 (gene susd1). The record is from RefSeq and is a predicted model, not a curated record. The transcript has 21 exons. Lineage: Eukaryota; Metazoa; Chordata; Actinopteri; Esociformes; Esocidae. Gene Ontology annotation, molecular function: calcium ion binding. The coding region runs from base 708 to 3875 and encodes 1055 amino acids.